This is a messenger RNA of Exophiala mesophila, 1399 nucleotides long. RefSeq lists its product as uncharacterized. The transcript is spliced from 2 exons. Gene Ontology annotation, molecular function: GTP binding; GTPase activity. NCBI's taxonomy places the organism in Eukaryota, Fungi, Ascomycota, Eurotiomycetes, Chaetothyriales, Herpotrichiellaceae. Bases 146 to 1162 code for a protein of 338 amino acids. Gene Ontology annotation, cellular component: mitochondrion. The record is from RefSeq and is a predicted model, not a curated record.
CGACUCUGGAAACUCAGUCAACACUUCGUUGACCACUCACUCCAAGUACCACUUAUCCGGCUGUAUAGAUCAUACACGACGGUGGUACCGCAACAAUGCGCCGACGUGCUGCUGUUGGCCAAUCUCACCCCGAACCAUCACCACCAUGACGGCCUUUGUCCCGCGACAGGUAUACCCUCACCUGUCAGCGGUUCCACGAUCCUACUACCUCGGACACCAUGCGGCCGGUCUAUCCAAGAUGAAGUCGAUGGUUGCCACCAUCGAUCUGGUGAUUGAAUGUCGAGAUUAUCGAACGCCCAUCGUGUCACGCAAUCCACUGUUCGAGGCCAACCUGGGCGAACGUCCUCGACUGAUCGUCUACACCAAGCAGGAUCUUGGGAGCACAUACUCGAGCAAGGACCGCGAGCGAGAAGAUAUCAUCCGCCAAUGGGACUCGCCUUCCAAAUCUCUGUUCACGGACAUCAAAUCUCGAAACACCAUCUCCAAAGUCCUCGAAUUUGCUCGAACACACUCGCAGGCAUCUACCUCCUUGUUCGGCACACGGCUAAUGGUGGUUGGAAUGCCCAAUGUUGGCAAAUCAUCUCUCCUCAACGCAUUGCGCAAUGUCGGCCUCGGAAAACGAAAAGCCGCGAGAACAGGCGACCAGCCCGGCGUGACACGUAAAGUUGGCACGGGAGUGAAAAUCAUCGAUGGCGAAGAUGGUCGCGAAGGAGUCUAUAUCCUGGACACACCCGGAGUGUUUGUGCCGUAUGUGCCAGAUGCUGAAAGUAUGCUGAAACUGGCACUUUGCGGAAACGUCAAGGAUACUAUUAUUCCACCGACGACGAUCGCCGAUUAUCUACUGUAUCACCUCAAUCUGCAGGACCCGGGUCUUUAUUCCCAGUUUUGCGAACCCACGAACGAUGUCUUUGUGGUCUUGGACAAACUCGCGCGAAAACAAGGUCGUCUCAAGAAAGGAGGGACUCCUGACUUUACGGCCUCGGCGCUUCAAUUUGUCCAAAAGUGGAGGAAUGGCGAUAUGGGACAUUUCAUCCUCGACAAUGUCACUGAUACGGCUCUGGCUGAACGCACCGAGCACUUGAACUUGCUCGGCGGUAGCAUGAACCAAGCUCGCAAAGCGGCUAAACAAUCUCGCAAAGAUGCGUAUAUGGAUCGGACGUGAGGGAAAUGGUCGCAUGAGUGCGGACAUAAGUAAAUUGUCUUGCCGGACGUAACACGAACAUAUUUACAGGACAUAUUUCCAGAUCACAUGUCAUCUCUCCAGAUACCAUCUUCAUCUUCACCGUGUCCAUUCUCAUCUCUACUGUAUUCUAUCAUCUUAUCUUCCUCAUCACCAAGUCCUGGUGGGAUCGUAAGUCUCUCCUGCACUAAUUUUCCGAUAAUAAAUGUUCUGGCAAAG